AUGGAUUCUUCCUCGGAAGGAACAACCACCAAUUCCCUUUAUGCCAGCCUUUUGAAAGACUCUUGCCUUGAAUAUUUGCUCCCUCCCCAUGAGUUCAAUCCUCCUAUGGAUCCGUCCCUGGGUGCAAUCGGCGAUGAGAGGCUUAAGUUGGGAAACAUCCGAAGACUCUUUGGCUACUGCCCUGAAGAGCGCAUGAGCUUUAAAGAUCUUGGAAAGAACCUUCCCAAAAGCAACAUGAAGGAUGUCCUAUUCCUGAGCGUGUACAUUAGUCCAGCCACCAUCCCGCACCAGGGCUACUUUGAGCUCGGGAUCUCCGUUUUCGACACCCGCUACCUCCGCAAUGGCAUGGACGCCCGCAGAGUGGAUAGAUCAUGGGCCAUGGCCGCCGUGCAAUCCUACCACCUCCGCCUCACACAGAGCGGAUGGCGCAUGCCACCCGGCGACGGCAGGUUCAAUUUCGGCAGCUCAACCAUCAUCAGUCCCGAACAACUGCGCGCCUGCAUCGAGGACAUCGUCCGGGACCGAGACUACGCCCUCGUCGUCUCGAACCCGCACUCACACGUCCAUAACCUUCAAUUCAUCGGCAUCGUCACGGGCCUCGACCCCCUCUGCUCCAUCGACGUCGUCAGCGCCUACAACAUAAUCAUGCAGAGGCGCCACACCAGCCUCCGCGCCCUCAUGUUCGAGAUGACCUUGUCCCACGCGGACAUCCACCACCCGGGCAACGCGGCCCACUACAACCUCCGGGCUCUCAUCGGCCUCGCUACCCUCGACGCCGCCAAGAACGGUUGGUCGUGGACGUCCAGCCUGUUGGGGCGCAUGACUUUCAUCGCUAAAUGCCCCGAGGCCAUGUUCGCCGACGGCUACGGAAAGGCCUGGGUCGACUGGUUCUUCCGGUCCCACCGCGAUGCCGUUGCGCAACGAAAGGUGGAAGCCAAAACCGAGCACCCCAAUACGAGCCGGAAGUAUAAGAAAUGGCUGCUGAAAACGCGUCAGCUGUUUAAUGGUCAAGGCAACGGGUUUGCUUCAGGGUGA
Clonostachys solani is the source of this 1035-nucleotide messenger RNA. The record is from the annotation of a GenBank genome assembly. NCBI's taxonomy places the organism in Eukaryota, Fungi, Ascomycota, Sordariomycetes, Hypocreales, Bionectriaceae.